Messenger RNA from Tetrahymena thermophila SB210, 7362 nucleotides. RefSeq names its product cation channel family transporter. Gene Ontology annotation, biological process: transmembrane transport; monoatomic ion transport. The transcript has 8 exons. The record is from RefSeq and is a predicted model, not a curated record. Gene Ontology annotation, molecular function: monoatomic ion channel activity. NCBI's taxonomy places the organism in Eukaryota, Ciliophora, Oligohymenophorea, Hymenostomatida, Tetrahymenidae. Gene Ontology annotation, cellular component: membrane.
AUGAAUGUUAUGUUAUGUUUUGUAUUGUAUUGGUUUAUUUAAAUGGACGAGGCUCUUGAAUAUGAAAUAGAUACAAUCCAAACUAAAUAAUACAACAAGAAUGAUAACUCUAACUAUUAAUUGCCAUAAUAAAACUUAGGAUAGGAAAGCCCAAAUAACACGCGUUUGAAGAAACUAAUUAAAGAAAGAGGAGGACAUAUUAAUAUUAGAAAUCAAUAAAAAAGCAUGACUUAUACAAAUGAAUCUCCUUAACCAAAGGAAAGAAAUCCUCAAGUAUAAAAAUACAAGACUGUUAAAUUAAAUGAUAAACCUAUUAUAAAUGCGAGCUAAAAUAAUAAUGUUGCUAGUGGGAUAAAAGAAGAAUAAGGCAAUUCAUUUUUUAGAUAAAGUAGUACUACUUAUUUAAGUAAGCAAGAGAAAAUAGAAGCCUUGAAAAAGAAAAUAGGCUUAACAAAAUAGGGUAAUUCAGGAGGUAAAUCUGAUCAGACUAAAAAAGAUGGAAUUGUAAAAAUAUUUAUCAUCAAAUUUAAAAAAUGGAUAAAGCGAAAUUUGAAGAAAUGUACUAAAAGAAAGAGCUAAUCUAAGCAAAAAUAAAAAGUAAAUAAUGUAAAAAGAAGGACAGGAGUAGCCACUAACGAAAAUCUUGAUAAAAACAAUAGUGGAGGGGAAGAAGGUUACGUUUCUAGCUCUGGAAAUACUAAGAGAGAUUCUUUAUAAAAUAGUUACAUCAGUAAAGCUACAGCCAGCAGUGUAUCUAUGGUUUUUAGUGAGUAGGAAAGGAUUGAUAAAGAAAUUUAAUAACUCAAAGAAGCUGUAAAAAUUAUGAGCAAAGAGCGAAUGUAUUAGAAAGCUUAUAGACAUUUAAUUGAUGGCCUUCUUUACAGAUCUGUUCGCCACGACUUAGAUGGUGAAGAUAAUUGUUGGAGGAGAUUUAUUAUGUUUAUCUGGCACAUAUAAAAUUCAAGUCUUUGGAACGAUUUUUUGCUUUUUCUUGGCUGGGUCUAUAUUCUAAUGAGCUUUUUCGAGCCUGCCCAUAGAAAUGGUUAAAGUCUUGAUUAGUAGACUUUCCAUUUCAUGACUGGCCUAGAGAGCUUUAUACUUUCAUUGCAAACAAUUGAUCUCAUAAUGGAAGUUUUAUAGCGUUCUAGCUAAGAAAACUAAAAUCUACUUGAGGCUUUCAUAAGUAGAAAAAAAAAUUUAUUCAGACUCAUUUUCUUUGUACUAAACAUUUCAGACCUGAUAAAUUAUGUUAUAUAGUAUCCAUAAAAUACAUUUCGAUUUGCAAGAGUUUUUCGACCACUUCAAAUCAUUAUUUUUUCAAAAUCUUUAAGAAGAAAUUUUUAGGGAAUCAUUAAUUCUGCAAAAAAUUUAUUGAUGAUAUUAUUUUUUGAUAUAAUAAUAACCUCAUUUUGGGCUUAUGUUGGUAUGAAUCUCAUUGGAGAUAUCUAUAAUGAUCCUAGCGUUGAUACUUCAAUUGUAGAUUUUAGAGACUUCUUUAAGGCGUCUAAUAGCUUGUAUAUUUUUAGCUCUCUUGAUCUUUUUCCAGAUAUUUUAUUUCCUGCUGUAACUGCCUCCUUUUACUACUUACUGUAUUUUCUCCCUUAUAUAAUUAUGUUCCUCCUUUUGUUUGUUCCUAUUCCAGUCGCUGUCGUUUAUGAAGGAUUCAGAAAACAUAGACUUAAUCUACUUAUCGCUGAUAGAAUUAAAAGAAGAAAAGCUUUGUGGGCUUGCUUUUAGUGCAUUGUUUAAGAUUAAAAGAAAUCUUAUAUUACAAAGUCAGAAUUUUGCUCUUUUUUUUAUUUUGUUUACUAAUAAGUAGAGCUCGAGGAUCAAGCAGAAAUAUUGUCGGAUGUCUUAUAUAACGAAAUAGAUAUUAAUGACAACAAAAAAGUGAGUAUUGAGGAAUUUUUUACUGUUUUAGAAUUUACAGAAUAAAGAAAAGAAUUUAGACUUUAAAGGAUAAAACCAUCGAGACUAUGGAUUAACUUUAGGGAAUACAUUUAAUUUAAAUUUGAUUUAACAAAUGUUUUAGAAGGAAGAAAAUGGGAGGCUCUUUCUUUCUUGAUGACUAUCGGGAGCUGCAUUUUAACUAUUUUAAUACUUAUUUAUGACUCAUUAUCAACUGAUAGUUAUGUUGAUUUUUUUGAUAAAUUUUUUUUUGCCUUUUUUUCCUUGGAAAUCGUAUUAAAAAUUGUUGCUUUUGGACCUGUAAAUUUUUCCGACGAACCUUGGAAUAUGUUUGAUCUCAUACUUGUUUUGUUUUAAGCCUUUUUUGAUUACAUUUUUGUGACUUUCUUAAAAAACUCUAAUGUGAAGUCAGUCAGUGCUAGCAGAGUUUUAAAAAUAGCUAAAUUAUAAAAAGUCUUUAGAAUGUUCAGAGCCUUUCGUACAGUAAAAGUGCUAAAUUAUGUGUUAUCUGGACUCGACAUUAUAAGAAAAGUUUAUGAAAUGCUUUAUAAAAUAGUUAUAUGCAUUCCGAUAGUUAUGAAGCUCUCUGUUAUCUAUGUCAUUGUUAUCUACAUUUACACUGCAGUUGGAGUAGAAAUAUUUAACACCUAACUUUAAACACUAUAUCCUUCAGAGUAUGGAAGGGCUUUAUGUGACUAAACAGAUGAGGGAUAAACUGAUUUUAAUAGUUGUUAGUAUGUAAAUUUUAAUUCAUUUGCAGGAGCAUCCUUGAUUUUACUUUAAGUUUGUGUAGGAGCUGGAUGGGGUGAUAUUGUUUUCGAUUUCGGAAAGAAGUUUUAAGAUCUAGCAACUAGUGCUUUAUAUUUUAAUAGUUUUCACUUUCUUUCAGUGUUUGUACUGUCUCUCAUUGGUGGAUUAGUUUGGGAGGUUUUUGAUGUUGUUGAGAGAAUUAUGAGGGAUUAAGAGGCUCUGGAAUAGCAGCUUGCAAUAUAUAGGAAAUGGGAAGAAUAGCAGCAGUAAAUAGAAGCUUCUUUCUAAUCAUAAGAUCUUUCUAAGAAAUCUAAUACUAUCAAUUAAUAACAGCAACAAUCACUAUAAUAAUAAAGUUAAUUUGCAAAAGCAAAUUAGUAAAGGCACUCCUUGAAAUUAAGUAGCGGCUACUUAAAGAUGACGCCAAAGUUUACAGUAAAGUUGCCUUCAAAGUAAAGUUAAUUUGAAGAUGACGAUGAAGACGAAGUUAUAGACGAAACUGCUUAGGCUGAAAAGUCUGCCGAUAAAAAUCUGAUAAUUUUACAAAAACAUUCUUAAAAUAAUAACUCAGUAUUGUAAAUAGAAUCAAAUGGGGAAGGUUAUGAAGAUGAUGACAUUGGAACUUCUGAAGAAAUAAGCUUAUCAGAUAGCGACGAUGACUCUAACUAAGAAGAGGAAGAUAAAAAUAAAAGUAAAGAGGAGGCUGAAAUUGUUAGAAAGGCCCUUAAUGAAGGACCAGAGACUAUGGCUGGAGGAACAGAAAUGCCUAUAGAGGAAGUCAUUAAUAGUUGCUACUAAGAAAAUGAUUAAGAGUAGAAAGAAAAUCCCAAAUUUGAUUAAAACCACAAAUCUUAGAAAUUCUUUAAGUAAAGAUAUUUCUCUGAAGAGCUUCUUGCUCCUGAUUUAGUAGAUGCUCUUGAAUAACCUCAAAAGAAUAGUUUAUUUUUCAAUAGUAAUCAUACUUCUAGCCAAGAAAUAUUUAAGUAGGAUUCGAAAUAAAACUCAAUAAAGAUAUUCUCAUCUAAACCUUCACAAACUAGCAUUACUAAAAUUGCUAAUUUUCAGUAAAGACUAGGUAAAAAUAUCUACAAUGAAGAUAAUCCAGAAACCUAAAAGCUGUUUUAAGCAAUAAGUAAAAAGAAGAAAAAGUAAAAAAAAGAAAAAAAUAAAUUAAAAAAAAAUUAAGAAUAGGCAAAGGCUUUUAAUUAGUAGUGCCUGAUUGAAAAUUAGCCUAUUACUUAAAGAGACAAAAGUGAAAUUAUACUGUAUUAAGAUAUUUUUAGACUUUCUACAAUGGAUCACUUCUUUAAAGAUAUUAAUUUAAAAUAGAAGAAUUAAUCUCCCUUGUCUGAAAUUGUCUCCUCAGAAUAAUAAUCAGAAAUGAGUGAAAAGUCGCCUUCACUCUUUAGAAAUUAAUAGUUAGUUGAAAAAACUGCACAAGCCCCUCUACCUGUAGGAGCUGUAAAGAAGUUAAGUAAAUUCCAUACAAUCAAAGAGGAAGAGGAAGAAGAAAUGGAUAACAAUAGUUAGUCAAUUAUUAAAAAUUUUAAUAGAUAAUAAUCAAAAACAAAUUAGGGCAGUUAAAAUGAAUUCUCUGAGGAUUUAGAAAAUAAUAAACAAUAGGAUUAGAAUAGCUUAAACAAAAUUGAAACACCUAAUUCAUAAUAAUAAGCUAAAGAUGAAAAGAAAUUUUUAUUUAAAAAGAGUCAUGGAAAACUAAGUAAGCAAAUCACAGAUAAUUCAGAGUAACCUACUAUUUAAGAAGAGCAAGAGCAGGAUGAUGAAGAAGUUGCAUCUGCAAUCUAUCAAAUGCAAUUAAGGGGCUUACCUCAUAGCACUAAUCAAAAUAAAAAAUAAAUAGAAAAUAGAAAUUAAAAUGAAAUAUUGGAUUCUGUAUUUGAAUAAACUGAUGAGAAUAUUAACAACUUUGAUCUUUUACAAAAAAACUAAAUAAAUAGAUUAAGUCCAGUAAAAUUAUAAAAUAUUAAUUUGAAAAACGAAUCUUCAAAUCAAUUAAAAUCUAAGGAAGGAAUUAUUUAAAAUGAUUAACAGUAGACUUAAGUGCAGUAUAUUAAAUUGGCUAACGAAACUUAGAAAAAUUCAGAAAAUCAUCCCAAAGAUUAAAAUGAAAAAUAAUAAUGCAAGGGAUCAAUUAUAUUUUAGCAAUUUGAACAAAAUAAUUUCUAAUAACAACAGUAAUUAAUAUUAAACAAUAAUAAUUAAGCAAAAGCACGAUCAGCUUAAUAGCUUGGCAACAGAGUUAACGAAGAAGCUAAAAACUAAUUUAAUCAUAGACAUUCAGAUACAAUUAAUAUAUAAAAUUUAACAAAGGUAAUAAAAGAUUAGGUCAAUUUUGGUGAUUAAAAAGGUUUUUUAAUAUCCUCUGAUUAUUCUCCUAACUCUCAAAGCGACUCCUCUUUUGACCAAUCAUUUAAAAAAUAAAAUAAAGUCAAUAUGAAAAUAAAUAAUCAUUUUGAAGGAAAUCUUGAUGAAGAUGAGAGUUGUUCUCAAAAUUUGACCAAUAAAUUUCCUGAAAAAUGCUACCUUCCUAGUAAAAAAAUAAGAGAAAGCAAUUGCUUACUAAAUUAAGAAGAAAAACCAGAGACAGAAAUAAUUUUAACUCAAAAAAUGUAAGAACCUUCUAAAAAAUUACAUUUUGGAGUUGACAGUACAUUAGACUAAGAAAAGAAUUCUAUAUUUCCAAUACCUUCAACAAUAGAUAUUUUCAAAAGUUAAAAAUAAAUGAGGCAACACAAUGGAUCUAUGCAAUUUUCUUAAUACGAAGACAAUUUUAAUACAUAGUUGAUAUAGCAAAAUUCUUUAUUUUCUCCUUAGUCGAUGAGUCUACGCAAAAUAGAAAUGGAUUAAUUAGAUAAAGAUUAAAUGAGAAAUAUGUAAAUAACAUCUUAAACAAAUUCAAAGCAUUUGCUUAUAUUGGAAGAAGAAACUACUUAAGAGCAUAAAAAGACUGAAAGUAAUGAGAAUCAUAAUUUUCCAUUAAAUAAUGAACACUCUGAUGAAAUAAUAUAAUCAAGAUCUAAAAUUAUUACAAACGAUACUCAAACGAAUUCGAAGAAUAGUAAAACACCAAUUGCUGUUAACAUAGAAUCAGAAACUAAUUUUGUAACAAGUCUUGCAGAUGAAUAAAACAAUUUAUUGAAUUAAGAAGGAUAUCAAAAAUUAAGCAAAAAAAAUAAUUACAAAGAUAUUAAUUAUAGUAACUUCAAGAGAGAAAUAGAAUAAAAUGAAUAGCUUUCUGAUGAUCUUAAUGCAGAGAGUGAUUUAAAUUAAAUAGAAGUUAAGAAUCAUGAGCUGGAGGCAUCGUUUAUUCAAGAAAUGCAUGAUAUAGAUUAAGAAAAUUAAAGUAAAGAAAUAAGAAGAAAUUAAAGAAGAGAAAUGAAGUUAAAGAUUCACUUAGAGAAAUUGGAAAAGUAUAGAAAUGAGUUGUGUCAAUAUUACAAGUCUAGCCUUCAAGAUAUUACAGCUCAAAAUGAUUAAUAAUAAUAUUAAUUCAUGAAUUACGGCAAAACAAAUAUUUUAAACAAAUAAUAAAAUCCAUCAUAAUAGCAAUAAAAUAUUACCAAUACAGCCUAAAGAGAUAUCAUCCACGAUAGGCCAAAAAACUAUUUGAUGAAGAGCUUUCUGAUGAAUAUAAACAACGAUUUAAGAAAUGAAUAAAAAGCUAAGGUAAAAAUAGAUCUUAACAAUAAAAACUUUAUCAUAAACAAGGCAAUCUUAAAGUCAGUAGACUAAGAAAAAAUUGAGAAAAUCGAGCUAAGACACUUUAGAUAACUCUAUGGUAAAGAAUUCGAAGAUUUACUUGAUAAGGAAUUUUUCCCUUUAUGGCACCUAUAAGCCAAAGUUCUAUUUCAUUUUGACAACAUCCUCAAAUAUGAUCACAUUCCUGUUGAGAACUUCGUUUAGCUUUAUUGUAGUUUAGAAAUGCAAAUAUCUUCUUUGCUGAUGAAUAAAUUUUCUUCAUUCAAAAUUAUCUAUCAAGAUUAAGAUGAUAAAUGGUUUACAAUUAAUUUUGUUUAGGAAGCUUAUUUCCUGUAAGAAGUUGAGAGCCAUGGGCCUUGGAGAUAUUUUAAAGAAUUAUUCGAAGAUAAUCCAUAAAAUUUAAAAUUAUUUAAGCACAGGAAUAUUUUUGGUUAUGCAGACAAAAAUUAAUACAUCAGGAAAAACCUCAAGAAAUUCUUUUCAAUAUCUUAAGAUAUUUCAAAUAGCUAUUACUUUAGAAAACUUCAAAUAAAUCAAAGAAGGAGCGAUGUUAUUUACAUUCCUUUUGUAAACGAUAAUCCAGAGUAAACUUCUAAAGGUCUUUUAGAUAACCUUUUAAAAACACCUACUCUACCUUAAUAUAUCAAGAGAGACGAUUUAUCAUAAGAAAUGAUACCUUAAAUUAAAAAAGGUUUAGUAAUAGCUUAUUUAUUUGAUAAUCCUAACGUAAAGUAAAGAAAAAGAACCUUUGUAUCUGAAAAAAUCAAUAUAGAACAAGCAAUUGCUGAGGAAGAUAUUCUAGAAAGAGAACUACUUUCUCAUACCCUGAACUACUCAUACUCUCUUGAGUUACUUAAAGAUAUGCAAAAGCAUAUUAUGAUGAACAAAGACAUGCUAUUUAAAAAGAUAUCCUAAUUUUACUUCUAUCGUGCCUGCUUCGAAAGAAAUUUCUGCAGCAUGAUGGAGCUGCCAUUUGAAUAAUGA